Molecule: messenger RNA, 3238 nt
Organism: Stegostoma tigrinum
Lineage: Eukaryota; Metazoa; Chordata; Chondrichthyes; Orectolobiformes; Stegostomatidae
Product: regulator of G-protein signaling 4-like
Source: RefSeq, a predicted model, not a curated record
UUGACAAUUGUAUUCACUUUUCCUUCUGGAAGCAGAAAAACAUUAGCCAUCAACAUGUGUAGGGUAUUGGCUGCAUUGCCUAGUAUCUCCAUUGAGAGGGUCAAAGAAUUGAAGGUUCGCCUAGGACAAUUUCUGCACAAAUCAGAAGCCAUCAACGAAUGUGACAGUCUUUCUCCUGUCAAACAAGAUAAACUGACAAAAAUGGUCCAAGCUAGUGCUGAGGACACACAAGGAAGUCAGUUCUUCGAGAAGCUCCUGGCUAACAAACGUGCCGUGGCUGCAUUCCGAGCCUUCCUUUGCUCUGAGUUCAGUGAGAAGAACAUUGACUUCUGGCUUGCCUGUGAGGACUACAAGAACACAAAGACCACCUCCAAGCUUGUGUUCAAAGUCCAAAAGAUUUAUGAUGAGUUUGUCAAAGUCCAGGCACCAAAGGAGGUGAACCUUGACUCACUGACCAGGAAAACUGUGUCCAGGAACUUGGCCAAUCCCAACAACUCCUGCUUCCAGGUUGCCCAGGAGAGAACGUACAUUUUGAUGGAGAAAGAUUCCUUUCCUAGGUUCCUGAAAUCAAACCUUUUCUUCAAUUUGCUUAAAUACCUGUAAAAAAUGAGAUUUCCUACCACAGGUUAGAUCCUUCCAUGUGUCAACCCAUUCACCAUUUCACUUUUCAAGCACUUGUUCCAGUUUUGCUUCAUUUAGUCAAACUAUGUAGACGCCUCAGUAACCAUUUUGAGAUACCCAGGCUUACCUUAGGAAUGGGCCAUCUCUCAUGCUGGGGCGAUGAUUGAGAGAUAAUUGUGAUCCAACCACAUCCUGUCCUAGACUCAAGAAAGGUUGAACGGUUGCACAGUCUUAAAAACCCAUGUAGUUAAGCCUUGAGAUAUACCCACAAUUGCAUUGUUUGUGCCAUAUACAAAAAUUGAUGACAAGUUUAGCACCUGUCAAUAUAAUUAAAGUGCACACUGAAAUGACUUUAAAUGACUGAUGCUGGUAAUAGUUAUUGAAAUUUUGUAGGUCGAUGUUGAGGGCAGUCUCAUAAAGAAUCCAGAAAUGGCCCCAUUGGCCUCAGCAACCUGGAAAUGAUUUCAACAUCAUUUGACUAACUUCAAUCUACAGAAAGGAUCCCAAGCUUCCUGUUACCCACUGCUUCAAAACACAACUUUCCUAGCCAACAUCUCUGCCUCAGGCUUACGACAGUGCUCCAGGUCAACCCUCACUGGAAGGCAGCAGCUUAUUUUCUUCAGCCUUCUGGACUGAAUGUCAAGUUCAAUAAUUUUAGGCCCUAUGCACCUUAACCCCUACACACCAGGCCUUGUUUUCACCUGGGCUGCUACCACUGCUCACAAUUCCGUGUCAGUCAUUAAUGGUCUCCAUUAGUCGCUAUCGAUACUCCCAGGUUGACAUUUACAUUUUCCUUUUUUGCCUCAACUGAUGUUUUCUCUCUCUCUCCCUCUGACCUCCAUUUCCAUCUAUUGUUUCCUUCUUCCCACACCCCGAACAACAUCGUCAGCAUAAAUAUCAAUAUUUUCCUCACAACAAAUCAAUUCUAAAGAAGGAUCACUAGGCCCAAAAUGUGAACUACUUUAAUCACCACAGAUGCUGCCAGACCUCCUGAAUCUUUUCCAUCAAUUUCCAUCUGCAUUCUUAUUUAACUAGCAAGGUUGGUCUGUUGGAGACCAUCAGCAGUUGCUCAUCUUCAAAUCAUUGCCUGGUUCAGUGUCAUUCUGUCAAAACAAUCGCAGGUUGGGAUGCUGGACAAAAUGGCUGCCAUAAACAAAUCCUACCAUUUUGGCUGGCAAAGGGCGGGGGCUGGUGUCAAGAACAAAGAACAAGAAAAUUACAGCAUAGAGACAGGCACAUUGGCCCUCCAAGCCUGCACCGAUCGAGAUCCUUUGUCUAAACAUGUUAUCUAUUUUCUAAGGGUCUGUAUCCCAUUGCUCCCUGCCCAUCCAUGUAUCUGUCCAAAUACAUCUUAAAAGACACUAUCUUUCGUGUUUCUGUCUACCGCCUCUGCUGGCAAUGCGUUCAAGGUACCCACCACCCUCUGCGUAAAGAACUUUCCACGCAUAAAGUUUACUCCCACUGUCCCUGACUGAGGGAAAAUCUUUCAAUUGCUGAGCUAAACAGUUCUCCAUUUUGAGGCCUAAGCAACAGCAGUGGCAAUUGCAGCUGAUCUUUGCCUCAGUAGCUAACAGGCAUCAUUGAAGCCAAAGGUGAGAGUGAUGAAGGCAUUAUGUUAUGACACACUUUGUAAACUACAGAUCACAUUCGCUCCAGUUAGCCACACCAGCAACAACUUGAGAUGCACAGCCCAUUAUCAGCCACUAAUGGUCUCCAUUAGCAGUGACUGAUUCUCCCAGGCUGACCUUUAGGUGUUCCUUUGUCUGCCCAACUGCUCUUUGGGCUCCGUCUCCAUCCAUCACAUCCUCCUUCACACUCCCUCCACAUCAUCUUCAGCAUAAACACCCUCCUUUGCCUAGUUCUGAGGCAAGGUCAUUCGACCCCAAAACGUUAACUGAUUUCUUUCCACAGAUGCUGCCAGGCCUGCUGAGCUUUCCAGCAAUUUCUACGUUUGUUUCUGAUUGAAAGCAUCUAUAGUUCUUUCGGUUUUUAUUUAGCGCUUUUCGAACGAAUUCGUUCGCGCCGGCAUUUAACAAAGGAGGUGGGUCCGUUGGAGGCCUUUAUCACCACACCGUUGCUAGUCUUCAAUCAUUGGCUGGUUAUUAUGUCAUUCAGUUGAAACCACUUUAGAAUUGGUCGAAGAGUACCCCGCCUCUCCCCAUCGGCAAAUUAACGGACAUCACCUCAGGUUGGAGCGACAGACAAAAUGGCUGCCAUGAGCCAAAUGAGCUGUCUGGGAAUGCGUGACGGUUGACAGUUUAAAUUUAUUCCCAUUGUGCCUGACUGAGGGAAACGCGUAGGAAAUUUUGUUAAAUGCUGAGGUUGACGGUUCUCUGUUUUGAGACCUAAGAAUCAGUGAUGGUCUUUGCCUCAGUGGCUAACGGGCGUCGUUGAAGCCGAGGGUGAGUGAUGGUGGCAUCGUGUUGAGAGACGCUUUGCUGUUCACGUUUGCCUCGUGCGCACACUCCGGCAGCCAAUUUGACACCACCUGAGGAACACGCACUCUCUCAUGUUGCUGGGAAUGGUGUGUGCGAUUUCAAUGAAAUCAGAGGUUGAAGGGCUUUUUAAAAAGUGUGGCAACCACAUGUAUGCGUGGAAAAAUUUUAUUGUUGAGAGC